Messenger RNA from Balaenoptera acutorostrata (minke whale), 2913 nucleotides. RefSeq names its product SWI/SNF related, matrix associated, actin dependent regulator of chromatin, subfamily b, member 1 (gene SMARCB1). The record is from RefSeq and is a predicted model, not a curated record. Gene Ontology annotation, biological process: chromatin remodeling; regulation of transcription by RNA polymerase II. The coding region runs from base 1254 to 2234 and encodes 326 amino acids. The transcript has 2 exons. Gene Ontology annotation, cellular component: nucleus; nuclear chromosome. Lineage: Eukaryota; Metazoa; Chordata; Mammalia; Artiodactyla; Balaenopteridae. Gene Ontology annotation, molecular function: transcription coregulator activity.
GGUGCCUCCUCCUCCUUCUGCAGACCAUUCUGGGGACAAGGCUUCCCCCUGUGUGUGGUGAUGCCUUUGGGACUUUCUGGAGCCUCAUGAUGCCGUCUGGCCGAGGGCAGCCUUGCGGGCUCAACGGCCUCUGUUGGCUCCUCCCAUCCCCCAUCACAGAGGAGGAUCUAAGGAGGUGGCGGGUCUGCCCCUCUGUCCUCAGCCACUCUGCCGCCAAGAGCCCCUGCCACCCUCACACGCCACCUCCUCCCUGCACUCACCCAGACCCUUCCUCGGUCAGGGUCGUCUGAUGGACUGGCACUGAAUCUCAAACAAGGGCUACUCCAUGCUGCCUUCCCUGGAGGGGAGUCAAGAGGCUGCUGUCGCCUCUUGUUCAGUCAGAGAGUGGGUGGUGGGCGCCCCCGCUGGCUGGACCCGUACUGGGUGCCGGUGUGGAAGAGGGAGUAGCGUUCAGGCUGCUGGGGAUGGGCGGGGGUAGGGAGUGUAAAUGGAGCAUUUGGUCCAGUGUCCUGGGUGCUGGUGGGGGUGGACCGGGGGACGGGGCUCCUCAUGACACAGAUGUGGCCUUCCUGUUCCUGGUGGCCCUGCCGUGCGGGCCUGGCCGGGGCAGGAGUCGGCGAGCGUUAAGUACAUAGCAGAGCUCGCCCACCGACAGGACUGUUCGUCACAUCCAGCCCUGUCCCCUGAGCUCCUUUACCUCGGCGGGAUGGGGUGCCAGCGGGGGCGGCGCUGAGUAUCUCUGCAUCAAAACAGGAUGUUAGGAUUUAUUCUGCUCGUCAAGCUGUCACCGUCCACAUUUGGAGGCCAUUACUGAGGGACCACCCCUUAAGGUGGUGCAGAGGAGCAAAGACGAAGAGCCUUGCAGAGACGGAACAGCUAAGGGAGCGCAUGAGUCUGUUUGUGUCUCAGCUGGUUCUCCCAGAAAUCCCAGGAGGUAGCCUUCUCAGUUUUCCUGUAGCUCUGAGCAAGAGAGAAGGAAUGACCAACACCCGCAGGGCCUGAGGCCCCGGGCGUCCCAGCUGACAUAACAUGCAUGGCCUCCCAUAACCUCCAGCAGCCCCGCUAACUGGGGAUCCUGCUCCACAGAUGGGGGUCCAGGCCCAUGCUCUGCAUCCCAUGGGAGGUCUGCUCACGGUGUCGCGGUGCGUGUCCACUGACAGCAUGCAAGCUGAGGCCGACCAGCCUGGGGCCAGUCUGGGGUGGCCUUGCUUCCUAGAGUCGACCCUGAGGUCCUGGGAGUCCCUUAUCCCCAAAUGCUGAGUCAGAGCCCACAUCUCACCGGUGUGCAGCAGGGGGACUUGGAGGGUGUCCACACACGAGGCCGCAUCCCUCCUGCUCUGAUUCCCGGGUCUCCGGGCUGUUGGCAGUGUGACCUGCAGCUCCAGAGCAGGCCCCCGGGGGCCCUGGAGGGUGCAGGUCAGGACUUGGAUGGAGUGCUCCCAUUUCAGCAGCCAGUUAACACGUUCCGUUGUAUAGGUGGGAAUGACUCUGGUACUGAGGAUGCAGGUUUCAAAUCCUCAGGAUCAAAGGCAGGGCCGCCCCACUGGGGACCGUCCCCUCCACAGCAGCUUGGCCCAGCCAGCUGGGUGGGUGCAGCCUGCCUGGUGGUCUGGAGGCAGCCACAGGCCUUCUUUGGCGUCAGGAGGGCUUCUGCACUUCCCCAGCCAACCAGGCCUCGUGGGCUCACGUGUGCUGGGUCUGGGCUGGGCAGCAGGGUGCUCGGAGAGCUGCCAGGACAGGAAGGGGAGCGCGAGGUCAGGCUUUAUCAUCCAGGGGCAGGACUGCGGCUAGCAGGGGGCCUGGAACUUUGUCUCCUCACCCCACCUCGCGUUCUCCCCACCCCUCGGGAGCUCCCUGGGAGACCAGUAGCAGCCUUUCCCUGCUGUCCAGCCUCUGCCUGGGAAAAGGAGAGGGGCUCGCCGCGUCUCCAGGGCCAGGGCCUGCCUGGCCCACAGAGAGCUGGACUGGGAGCCCCAGCCUGGUUUCUGCUACGCGAGGCUUGGCAGCUGCUGAGUCACGUGACUCCUCAAGGGGACUUUAAGCUUUGGGCCCCAUCACCCGUUGGAAGCACUCUGGAUUCCUGUGAGCUGGUGCUGGCUGUCUCCCCCGGAUUGAGCUCAGCCCGGUGUCUGGCCGCGGUGCCCUCCUCUGUGACAGUGGAGCAGGCUAGUCACAGGCCAUGCGUGAGCAGGGGCACCAGUGCGGAGAACAGGCAGCGGGCCAGGCAGGCCUGAUGUGGGCAGAGGCAGGCAGCCAGCCCUGCGCCCUGUCUGGGGACACAGAGGAGAACCAGCGCGCUGUCCAGCAGAGGAGGUGCGAGUGCCUGGCCACCGAGGCCAGAGGGUGUGGGCCGGGGAGGAGGCAGCGGGUGGCCAGGGCAGGAGUGGCCGGAGCAAGCUGGGGACAGGCAAAGGGUCAGAGAACCUGGCAGCUGUGCCCGGUGGGGGACAGAGGCAUUGUCACUGGAACAGCCUCAGGGUUGGGAGGCACCAGGGUCGUUGUGGACUGGCUGACCAGAGCCACCAGAAGAGGUUAGUCCUGGGGCUGCAGCCCCUGCGCUGGCCCCACGGCAGGACUGGCCGGCUUGUUUUCGUUCACCACCUAGAGUGUCGACUCAGUGGGUUUUUGUGUGUUUGCACAGUUCCGCAGUCCUGGGCAACCGCUGAUCUACUUCCCGUCUGUAGAUCUGCCUGUUCUGAAUACUUAAUGUAAAUAGAAUCAUAUAACGUAUGGUUUUUUGUGGCCGGCUUCUUAGCAUAAUGUUUUCAGGGUUCGUCCAUGUGGAGCCUGUAUCAGAACUUCAUUCCUUUUUGUGGCUGAAUGAUAUUCCAUCGUAUAGACAGACCAUACUUUAUUUAUCCAGUCAUCAGUUGAUGGUCAUUUGGGUUGUGUUAACUUUUGGCUGUUAAGAGU